Molecule: messenger RNA, 1775 nt
Organism: Syzygium oleosum
Lineage: Eukaryota; Viridiplantae; Streptophyta; Magnoliopsida; Myrtales; Myrtaceae
Product: elongation factor Tu, chloroplastic
Exons: 2
Coding region: 97-1578 (493 amino acids)
Biological process (GO): mitochondrial translational elongation
Cellular component (GO): mitochondrion
Molecular function (GO): GTP binding; GTPase activity; translation elongation factor activity
Source: RefSeq, a predicted model, not a curated record
UCUCCUUCUCUAUCCUCGCUCACUCUCCUCUCUCUCUCUCUCUCUCUCGCUUCUUCAGCCCAUUUUCAAGCUCUCUGCAGUUCGCAGAGCCCGACAAUGGCGAUCUCUACCUCGGCCUCGUCGAAGCUCAUCUACCCGUGCCCCGCCUCCUCCUCCUCCUCCUCCUCCGCCGCCGCCGCUCCGGCCCGCGCUCUCCCCUCCACCGCCGCCGCCGCGGCCAUCUUCCGCGCCAAGCUCGCGCCGGCCCGGCUCUCCUCCUCCUUCGUCGCCCCGUUCGCCGCCCCCGCCUCCUCCUCCUCCUCCGCCGCGCGCCUCCGCCGCCGCGGCUCCGGCGCCUUCACGGUCCGCGCGGCCCGCGGGAAGUUCGAGCGGAAGAAGCCCCACGUCAACAUCGGCACCAUCGGGCACGUCGAUCACGGGAAGACCACGCUCACCGCUGCUCUGACCAUGGCCUUGGCGGCCAUGGGGAACAGCGCGCCCAAGAAGUACGACGAAAUCGACGCCGCUCCCGAGGAGCGCGCCAGAGGUAUCACCAUCAACACCGCCACUGUGGAAUACGAGACUGAGAACCGCCACUACGCCCACGUCGACUGCCCCGGACAUGCUGACUACGUGAAGAACAUGAUCACUGGUGCUGCCCAGAUGGACGGUGCUAUUCUUGUCGUUUCGGGUGCCGAUGGCCCGAUGCCACAGACCAAGGAGCACAUACUGUUGGCUAAGCAAGUUGGUGUGCCCAACAUGGUGGUUUUCUUGAACAAGCAGGACCAGGUUGAUGACGAGGAGCUUUUGCAGCUUGUAGAGUUGGAAGUCAGGGAGUUGCUCUCUUCCUAUGAAUUUCCUGGUGAUGAUAUCCCCAUCAUCUCUGGUUCUGCCUUGUUAGCUUUGGAGGCUUUGAUGGCAAAUCCCAGCAUCAAACGCGGGGAGAACCAAUGGGUCGACAAAAUCUAUGAACUGAUGGAUUCUGUGGAUAGUUACAUCCCCAUUCCGCAAAGGCAGACUGAUCUCCCCUUUUUGCUGGCCAUUGAAGAUGUGUUCUCGAUCACUGGUCGUGGUACCGUGGCUACUGGUCGUGUUGAGAGAGGUACAAUCAGAGUCGGAGAAACAGUGGACCUUGUUGGUUUGAGAGAGACGAGGAAUACAACAGUUACUGGAGUAGAAAUGUUCCAGAAGACGCUUGAUGAGGCAAUGGCUGGGGAUAAUGUGGGUUUGUUGCUCAGAGGUAUUCAGAAGAUCGAUAUCCAAAGAGGGAUGGUUUUGGCCAAGCCCGGAACUAUUACCCCGCACACAAAGUUUGAGGCCAUAGUGUACGUGUUGAAGAAGGAGGAGGGUGGUAGGCACUCGCCUUUCUUCGCCGGCUACCGGCCCCAAUUCUACAUGAGGACUACUGAUGUCACCGGGAAGGUGACUUCAAUUAUGAACGAUAAAGAUGAGGAGUCCAAGAUGGUUAUGCCCGGCGACCGUGUUAAGAUGGUGGUCGAGCUAAUUAUGCCCGUGGCUUGUGAGCAGGGAAUGAGGUUUGCUAUCAGAGAAGGUGGAAAGACAGUGGGAGCGGGCGUUAUUCAGGCCAUCAUUGAGUGACACUGGAGUAUGCUUUGGCUUCGCUGCUUAGUUCUUGACUCUUUAAGUUGAUUCAAUCAGUAUACCGUCAAGUUGUGGAACCAAUGAGAAUAUGAAUGUCAUAUAUUUUGCGGUUUUGCCCCAUCUUUGCUUUGCGAGAAGGUGUUGUAGUGUAGUUGGACGAUUAGUUUUCUGAUAAUCCAGAACUUAUUGCUUUC